Messenger RNA from Capronia epimyces CBS 606.96, 390 nucleotides. RefSeq lists its product as uncharacterized. The record is from RefSeq and is a predicted model, not a curated record. The coding region runs from base 44 to 283 and encodes 79 amino acids. The transcript has a single exon. NCBI's taxonomy places the organism in Eukaryota, Fungi, Ascomycota, Eurotiomycetes, Chaetothyriales, Herpotrichiellaceae.
CACUACCUAACCAGCAUCAACACCACCACGACCAGCCCGGGGGAUGACCUGGACCUCUUUUUCCACUGCUGGUCGCGUCCACACUGCCCAGCUUGCCUGUCACCGUCAAAUCCGUACCCGUGCUCAUGGUGCGCCACGUCCCAAACCUGUGUGCCCAACACCAUCUAUUCCUACCCGUUCGGGAUCUUGUCGCCGAUUAAGUCCGCCAGCAUAUGUCCCUUGGGAUGGCGGGAGAGGUGGGAGAUGCGGGCUCGCCCCUUCAGCUGCCGAUGCUCGAGCAUGACCUUCGUCAGUGUUGUGGUUGCCGUCUUGGCGACGUUGCUGGGCCUGUGGUUGAUAUGGCUGAGCAUCCGGGUUGGCCUAUGGGCGGGCAGGACGUGGAAGGGCCGA